Molecule: messenger RNA, 643 nt
Organism: Drosophila grimshawi
Lineage: Eukaryota; Metazoa; Arthropoda; Insecta; Diptera; Drosophilidae
Gene: Lamtor5
Product: ragulator complex protein LAMTOR5 homolog
Exons: 4
Coding region: 103-402 (99 amino acids)
Biological process (GO): cellular response to amino acid stimulus; positive regulation of TORC1 signaling
Cellular component (GO): Ragulator complex; lysosome; cytoplasm
Molecular function (GO): guanyl-nucleotide exchange factor activity
Source: RefSeq, a predicted model, not a curated record
AGUUAUCGAUAGUCAAGCUCUUUACAGGCAUUGUUUUGGUUUAUUCAUUGUUUUCAUUUUGUACGAGUGUUGGGGGCAAUUGUGAUAUUAGAAGAGAACAGAAUGGAAGAGCAGUUGGAAAAAGUGUUGAGCGAAAUCGUAACACAACAUGACACGGUGGGUGCAUUAUUGGCGAAUCGGCAAGGAUUGUGCUUGGGUGCCAAGGGCAAUAUCAAUCCCAAUGUAUCCGGUAUUGGAAUGGCCAUUUCCGAGCAGGUGGCCAAACUGGAGCCAAACAACACUGUUCCCGCAACUAUUUGUUUAUACAGCGGCAAUAAGCGCUGUGUCAUACAAAAAGAUGGUGAAAUAACUGGCAUCAUAUAUAAGCAAACAGCAACAACAUCGACGUCGGCCACCAAUUAAUAAACAGUUGCCCAUAAUCAAGGAUCGUCAUCAUAGGCCAAAGUAAGACAUAUAUCUUCCAAAUGCGCUCGCGAGCAUUGCAACAAUAGCUGGAUAGAUAGAUUCAUAGCUAAAGCCAUAGCCAUUGCCACCGCAGCCACAGAAACAACAAAAGUCCACACAGUUCAGCCGAAUCGCUAAUAUCAAUUUGAGCUGCUGUUCUCGUUUUAUAUUAAAUUGCCUAAAAUUGUAUUGAUUUUGA